AUGUCGACUAGAUCCUAUUCAACAGAUGAUGUUCGACAUGUUGAUGCACACCGAUUGCUGGAACAUAUCGGUGGUUAUGGUAUGUACGAGAUGAUAAACUUUACUUUGGUUACUACGGUUAACUUUUACUACGCGGCAGCCAUGUUUGUGAUGAGUUUUAUCGAGGAUGAUCCUCACUUGCUUUGUGUUUCAAAUCAGACCGAUUGGAAGGUGAAGGAUCAGUGUGCUGUAGUUGGGAGGGAUUACGGUAGGUUUAUGUUGUUUUAGGUGUAGUAGGGUUAGGAUAUCAGUAGAAAUAGGCGUACUAGGACGUAAUAGUACUAGGAUAAGCUUUUGUUUAUAUAAAAUAAUAAACAAAAUUAGUUUUUACGAUUUUAUGUUGUUACACUUGAUAUUAUGAUAGGCUUAUAUUACAGUAGAAGAACGGUGUGAUUAUUCAAAGAAAGCUACCUUAUAUGUGUUGGACAAAGGGCCUGUGGAGAGUCUAUUUCCAUUAGUAAGCCAUUUUUAAUCCAUUUUGUAUUUUACAACUUUUUUAUUUUUUCGUAUCUUAUCAACUUUUUUAUUUUUUCGUAUAACUUGUCAUCCGCAGGCUGCAGGAGAACUUGUUUUUAAGUUAAAGUGUUUUAGCUGGGAUUACUGUGCAGUAGUGGCUUGGUCAAGGAAUUUGGACUGACUUUUUUUACUGUUGGUAAGUUUUUAAAAUUUGUUUUUGAGCUUUCAGGUUCUAGCGAUAUUAAACUAGGCAUUUGAUGGAUAAUAUAGCCAAAAAUGCUUAUUUAUGUCAUUCUAAAAUGAAUUUAAGGAUGAUAAUAUCAAUUUUAGGAGCCUUUAUCACAGUACCAUUCAUAUCAAUGGCGGCGGAUCGCUUCGGCCGCAAAAGUGUCAUCCUAAUCUGCAUUAGUGUCAGUUCAAUGGCAAAUCUACUGGUAUAUGUGACAAACAACGCCUACAUCUUUUGGAUACUGCGAUUUAUAAUCGGUGCAACUUCAGAUGGCUACCUAACUAUAGCCAAUAUUUUGUCAACGGAAUUGGUGGCCCAAGAUGUUCGGGAUUGGUAUGGAUUACUGUAUAAUGUGUUCUGGUCUGGAGGAUUACUGUACACUAGCCUACUGUCAUUGUUCAUACGAGACUGGAAAAUGUUUUAUUUGGUGGCUUGUUUACCGUCGUUGAUAUUUUUUCCGGUUUAUGCUUUGUGAGUUUUAAAUUUUUCCCCGAGUUUUUGAUUUUGGCGGGAAAAUUGAAAUUUGAUUUUUUUUUGUAUGUUUUAAGGGCAUAAAAUGUCUUUUAGGCCUAAAAAGUGAAUGAUAUUGGUUUAAAAUGUUGUUUUAUUCAAGUUUUGACUAUUUUUUACGUUUGAAACAGAAUGUCAAGGUUGGCGGGAAAAUGUAAAUUUGAAUAUUUCUGACAUAUUUUUACGUUUUUAGGUAAUAAAAUAAUGUAUUACUGUUUGAGUACGGUUUAAAAUACAUUUUUGAUUAUUUUGGUAAUAUGGAAAUUUUUAUGUUUCAAAAAAUAAUUUUUGGCGGGAAAAUUUAAAUUUGAAAAAUUUUACAAAAAAAUGAUGGAAAAUCGCUUGAAAUUAAAAAAUUUUUAAUAAAAUACGUUUCAGAUGCCUACCAGAAACCCCACAUUGGCUAUGUGAACAUAAGAAGUUUAGACAACUAUGGGAUUAUGUCAAAAUCAGUGAGAAUUUUAAUGCACGGUGCAUAGACCUGGCCGAUUGUAUGAAGAGCGAAAAACGAAAAAACAUUGUAAAGUGUACCAAAAGUCCCAUACGGCAGAUUUAUGAGGCCUUUGUGUUCAGCAAGCUGUUUUUAGCUCAGAUGUUGAUCAACGGCUUUAUUCAGUAAGUAAUGGCGUUUUUAUGGAUGUAAUAACAUGUUAUAGUAGAGUAGGUGUAGGUAUGUGAUGGGUAAAAUAGUGAAGAGUUGUAGAUUGGUAAUUAGAUGUUAUUUUUGGCAUUUUUGAUCUUUAUUUGAAUAUUUUGAUCUUUAUUUUGUUAUUUGUCACUUAUUGUCAUUUGUCACGUUUGCCAACAGUUUAAGGCCUUGUGCAGCCUGCGCAACCAUUUUAUACGAUCAAACAUGUUUUUGUGGAACUUUUUAAAAAAUUUUAAAUUUUUAUAAACAAAGCCGAAUCAAGAAGCGUAUUUUACUAAAAUUUUUCAAUUUUAAAAUUCCAGGUUUGUACUAGCCCUAUUUUACUUUACCGUAACCCUAGAAAGUACCAAGCUGACGGAUGACGGAUUCAUUGGAUUCGCACUGUCAGCUGGAAUUGAAUUACCAGGAGGUAUCCUAACGUUGCCGGCUCUAAAAUACUUUGGUAGACGGACGUGCACAUGGGUAUCGUUAUGUCUACAAGGCGUUUUUAUAGCACUGUACCCAUUUACACCCUGUAAGUGGAAUUUUAAAGGCUUUUAUAAAGAAAGUUAUUGAGGUUUUUUUAAAGUUAUUUGUUUCUGGUAUUGCGUAUUUUACAAUUUUUAUGAAAUUCUUGCUUUUUUUGCAUUUUUGACACUGUAGCAUUUUCCAAUAAUUUUUGUGACAUUUCGUCAAAUUUCCAAAGUUAGUCUUAAAACAAUAAUAUUAAUUUUAAAAACGCAUUUCAGAUGCUUGGUUAGCGAUUUCCUUUAACUUGAUAUCAAAAAUCUUUAAUGGAAUAGUGUACAGUAGCCACCCGCUACUAUUGACCGAGAUGAUACCUACAGGCAUGAGAACAGCUAUGUACUCGUUGGUCAACAUACCACAGUCAUUUGGCAUUAUUGGAGCGCCGUAUCUAAAGUAUUUGGUAGGGUUUUUAAUUUUUGGAAAGUUUGACGAAGUGUCACGAAAAGUAUUGGAAAAUGUAACGAAGUGUCACAAGAACUAUAGGUUUUUUAAAAAUGAUUAAAAGUUGUGAAAUUUGUAUAAAAAGAUGGCUGUGUUAAUACACUAUUUUAGUUAGAUGAGACGAAAUGUCACAGAAAUCUUUUUCCAAUAAUUUUUGUGACAUUUUGUCAAAUUUUUGAAAAAGUUGUAAAUAGGUCUAAAAAGCUGAAAUACCUUUAAAAAUGAUAAAUAUUAGUGUUUUUUUUAGCAAUUUGGCACGACGUAUGUAAUGUACAUGAUAUUGGCAGUAAUAUCGAUAGCAGCUGGACUACUGGCCUUAAUAUUACCGGAGACAAAAGGACGAAGGUUACCUGAACAUAUCAAUGAUCUGAUGCAUAGUUCUACCGAAAAAACGUCUUGA
Molecule: messenger RNA, 3231 nt
Organism: Bursaphelenchus okinawaensis
Lineage: Eukaryota; Metazoa; Nematoda; Chromadorea; Rhabditida; Aphelenchoididae
Source: the annotation of a GenBank genome assembly